AUGGCGUCCCUUCUCUCGACGUCUACAGAGAUUCUUCGCAUUAUAUUUGCGUCCCUAUCGCACGGCCAUCUUGCCGCUGUCUGCCUUACGCAUAGGGACUUACGAUAUCCUGCUGAGCCAUUUCUCUACGCCCACAUUCGAUGGACGUGGUCAGACUCCCAGCACCCUCCAAUCGCUCAAUUCUUGCGAAGCAUCGUUCAGAGGCCCGAGCUCGCAACUUAUGUCCACGAUGUGGUCCUCGAUGGUGACAGUUUCGACGAGGGCGUAGAUGACCCAGGAAACGCAAGCCCCAAAAUACCAGUUACAGCACUUGUCGUGAAUGAGCUAGCGGGGCUUGUUGCAAGGAUCAAUGUUCCAUAUGCUGAAGAAUGGAUCCAAGAGCUACGCGCCGGAUCGAUGGACGCGUUUACCACUCUUUUUAUAUCACAACUCCACAAUCUGAAACGUCUCUUCCUUGACAAAAAUUACAACCGAGAGACCCGCCUCAGGGGCAUGAUGUUCCGGUCGGCACUCUGCGAGGAGUCCACAAAUAGCCAUCUCAGUUCUUUCACAUAUCUUGAAGAUGUGUCCGGAGAUUCUGCCUGCCUUCACUACGAUAUUCGCAGGAAAACGCAAACGAGAAACACACAAGACAUCCUCCCUCUCUUCUACCUACCAUCAGUCAAAUAA
This is a messenger RNA of Penicillium verrucosum, 669 nucleotides long. RefSeq lists its product as uncharacterized. The coding region runs from base 1 to 669 and encodes 222 amino acids. Lineage: Eukaryota; Fungi; Ascomycota; Eurotiomycetes; Eurotiales; Aspergillaceae. The record is from RefSeq and is a predicted model, not a curated record. The transcript has a single exon.